AUGUCUUCUGAGCAGCUCGUCCUAUUCGAUCUUCCCAGCCGUGAGCCUAACGGUGCUUGGUCUCUUAACCCAUGGAAGACUCGAUUCCUCUUGAACUUUAAGGGUAUUGACUACAAGACCGAAUGGCUCGAGUACCCUGACAUCAAGGCCACCCUUGAGCCUCACGUUCCCGCCAACCCAUCAACAGGAACAUGGACUAUCCCAACCGUCAAGUUCCCCGACGGAACUUACAUCAUGGACUCAGCCAAGAUCCUCGAGCGAAUUGAGAAGGACUACCCCGAACCGUCUGUCCACGCAGACUCACCCGUUCUUUCAAAGCUGUUCGCCAUCAUGCCCAACAUCAUGGGUGCUCUCCGACCUAUCUACUUCACCCACGUGCCUGGACGUAUCCUGAGCGAGAAGAGCCAGCCUUACUGGUACGAGACACGAACUGAGAUGGCCGGACAGCCUCUUGAUGAGCUUUACCAGAAGGAGGGCGGCCAGUCAGCUUGGGAUAAGGCGAAGCCUCAUGUGCAGGAGGUUGAGGCUCUUCUUAAGGAGAACUCUGAUGGUCCUUUCUUCCUAGGAAAGACUCCCAGUUAUGCUGAUUUCGUUUGGGGCGGUUUCCUCAUCUUUAUGCAGCGUAACCAGGUCAUUGACGAGGUGUACAAGAUCAGCGGCGACGCUCAGCUUCACAAGGACCUCCUUGAGGCUACUGCCCCUUGGCACAAGAGAAACGACCACUAG
Messenger RNA from Fusarium coffeatum, 726 nucleotides. RefSeq lists its product as uncharacterized. The record is from RefSeq and is a predicted model, not a curated record. Bases 1 to 726 code for a protein of 241 amino acids. NCBI's taxonomy places the organism in Eukaryota, Fungi, Ascomycota, Sordariomycetes, Hypocreales, Nectriaceae. The transcript has 4 exons.